This is a messenger RNA of Pseudoliparis swirei, 3840 nucleotides long. It is a transcript of the gene dnajc21, whose product is annotated as DnaJ heat shock protein family (Hsp40) member C21. The record is from RefSeq and is a predicted model, not a curated record. Gene Ontology annotation, cellular component: cytoplasm. The transcript is spliced from 12 exons. Bases 1078 to 2700 code for a protein of 540 amino acids. Gene Ontology annotation, molecular function: nucleic acid binding; zinc ion binding. NCBI's taxonomy places the organism in Eukaryota, Metazoa, Chordata, Actinopteri, Perciformes, Liparidae.
GAUGUAUUGCAUCAUCAAUGUAUUGCUGCUUAUGCUUCAACUCUGUCAGAAUUCUUUUUGUGGCAUUGGGUGCCCUUUUUUUUUGGUUUGAGCACCUGCCCCCCAAAAUGUCUGUGCACGUGCCUGAAUAUAUGUCCUCACAUAGUGCUGUAGCCAGGAUUUAAGGAAUACUACACUUGCACGUCUGAAUGCAAGUUGCCCUGUCACCACGAGAGAGCACCAUGGUAUUAUGACCUAAAACAGUUUGAUUAUAACUAAUGACAGUAAGCGGGCAUCUUUGACACCUUAUAACCAAUCUACAAUCCCUAUAUCACCACACCACUGUGAAAUAAACGGAGAGAUGCGGUAGUCAACGUGUAUUGUAAUUAGUUAACAGUGUAGUGGUUGAUUUACAUGUCAUGAAGUAGUGGAGGACAACGUACAGAGGCAUAACUGUGAACAUAAACAUAACCUAGAGUUAAUUGUCAGUUAAUUCAUUUAUAAUGUUGGGCAUGCAGUCUUUAAUGUUUGAGAGAAAAAGCAACACGUGGUUACAGCUUCCUGUCAAUUCUCGCGAGAUUUACCGGCUCCACACUGUACAGAUAUUGCUUAUGCUCCUAGCAACCGGUCGGAAAGUAACUCUCGCGAGAUGUACCGGCUCCACACUGUACAGAUAUUGCUUAUGCGUCUAGCAACCGGUCGGAAAGUAACUCUCGCGAGAUUUACCGACUCCACACUGUACAGAUAUUGCUUAUGCUCUUAGCAACCGGUCGGAAAGUAACUCUCGCGAGAUUUACCGGCUCCACUGUACAGAUAUUGCUUAUGCUCUUAGCAACCGGUCGGAAAGUAACUCAGCGCGCAUAAGCGGUCUGCGAUAAAGGACAUUCUGUUAAUUUAAAUAUGUAAUGUUAAACACUACACUAGUGUCACUACAGCCUGACAAGUCAGGGUCAUUUCAGAGACCACGGAGAUGUUUCCCGGUUGCUAGCAUGCUGCGUUUGGGAUAGCUAGCUAGCUAACACGCUACAGUUAGCACCGCCCGGGACAACGUGAGGAGCAUCUUUACCGAGUAACGUAACCAAAUCUAGGCGGUUCACGAUGAAGUGUCACUACGAAAUCUUGGAUGUGAAACGGGACGCGGGAGACGGCGAAUUGAAGAAGGCGUAUCGUAAAUUAGCGUUGAAAUGGCACCCCGAUAAAAACUUGGACAAUGCGGAUGAUGCAGCGGAACAGUUUAAGGUGAUUCAAGCAGCUUAUGAUGUUCUGAGCGACCCUCAGGAGAGAGCAUGGUAUGACAAUCACAGGGAUGCUUUGCUGAAAGGAGGAAUCAGUGGAGAUUAUGAAGAUAGCAGCAUUGACCUGCUGCAGUACUUCACGGUCACCUGCUACUCUGGCUUUGGAGAUGACGACAAGGGCUUUUACACAGUCUACAGGAACCUCUUUGAAUCUAUUGCUGUGGAGGAGAUUGAGCAAGGCAAGGUGGAGGAAGAGGAGGAAGAGGAGUUUCCUCCCUUCGGAGACUCGCAGAGUGACUAUGACAGCGUAGUGCACAUGUUUUAUGGCUACUGGCAGAGCUUCUGCACUCGUAAAAACUUUGCCUGGAAGGAGGAGUUCGACACUCGGCAGGCCUCCAACCGCUGGGAGAAAAGGGCGAUGGAGAAGGAGAACAAGAAGACCAGAGAAAAGGCCCGGAAAGAGCGCGGCGAGCUCGUGCGUCAACUUGUCGCUUUUGUUCGCAAGCGCGACCGCCGCGUGCUGGCCCACAGGAAGCUGGUGGAGGAGCAGAACGCCGAGAAGACCAAGAAGCUGGAGGAGCAGCGGCGGAAGCAGAAGCUCAGCCAGGCCAAACAGGCAGAGGAGUACAAGGAGCAGAGCUGGGCGGCCAUGUCUGAACUUGAGAAGGAGCUGCAGCAGAUAGAGGCUCAGUACGGAGAGGAGUUUGGAGAUGCGUCGGAGAGUGAGGAAGACGAGCUGGAUAUGGACACCCGGGAGAAGAACGGUGAAAAAGGAGAGCUGCCCGACGGAAUUGAUUAUUAUGAUGAUCUGUUCUGCCCGGCCUGCGACAAAUCCUUCAAAUCGGAUAAAGCUAUGAAGAACCAUGGAAAAUCCAAAAAGCACCGGGAGCUGGUGGCGUUGCUUCGACAACAGCUGGAGGAAGAGGAGGAUUCAUUUGGCGUUAAUGUAAACGGAAAGGAGGGAAUAGAGGCGGAGAAUGAGGAGGAUGGGGAGGAAGAGGAUGAGGAAGACAAGCCGAGACAAAAGCUCUCCAAAAAGCAAAAGAGAAAGAAGAAACAGCAGAAAGUAUUACACAGUGCUGGAGAGGAAGAGGAAGAGGAGAGAGUGGAGGAGAGAGUGGAGGAGAGAGCGGAGGAACUAACCCCGACCACCUGCGAGGACGAUGCCCCCGAGACGUCGGAGAACCCUCCCCAGCCUGAGAAGCAGGACGACCCCCCCCCCACAGAGGUCAAGAGCAGCUCUGGGAAGACGAAAGGUAAAAAGGGAGGAAAGGAGCAACUGAAGAGUGUCAAGUCAAACACAGAAGAACAGAUUCCUGAGAGUGAAAUAAUCCUCCGCUGUGUGACCUGCGACGGCGAGUUCUCCACAAGGAACAAGUUGUUUGACCACCUGAAGACCAGCGGUCACGCCAUCGCCGCCGCCGCCUCCAACGCUCCUCGCAGCUCCGUGAGCAAGAGCAAAAAGGACAAGAAGAAGAACAGAUGACACCUCUUCCUCAUGGACACGGGGAACUCUGGGAAGAUGAACUUAAAGAAGCCUUUUGAAAGUGGACUUUUAAUGGAUCGGUUGACUCCGAGGGAAUAGUUUGGGCUUUUUAAUUGCCCCAUAAUCCUGUUGAGUGAGACGUGUUUCCCAGUGACGUAUGAACCGCUCAGUGCUUUGACUGGGAGACAUUGCAUCAUCAGAUCCUUGACCGUUUUGGGACGUCUCUUGGUUUGUCACAAAGAGCUCUGCGGCGGUAUUACUGCAUCAGAACAAAUAAAGGUGAUACUGCGUGUUGGUAUUUAUAUGACAACUCUGGAAUGAUUUGCAUCAAUACCUCAAACUAACCAUUUCACUAAAUCACUGUAUACGUUUCCGUUUAUAUUCUGUUUUGUUGGUAACGCAAGCAAAUAUUUCAAAGCACAACUAAGUAAAAUUAAACAGUUUUAUUAGCUUCGCAUUGAAAAUGCGGAAGGUUAUGUUUUGAUCACCGUGUAUUUAUUUAUUUAUUUGUAUGCGUGUUACUCUCAUAACUCAAAGUAUUAAAUCGAAUCACAUGAAAUUUGGUGGGAUGAUUGGUUAUUAUCCAGGGACCAUUUGAUUAGAUUUUGGGAUCGAUAGGGUCAAAGGUCAAGGUCAUGAAAAGGUCAAAAUCUUCUUUUUAUCCAAUUGGCAUGCAACUAAAGCCAAAAUGUUCAUAAUUCAAUGCCCAAUCUUGUGGUAUGCGAAGGUAUGCGCUCUACAGAGUGCCCGUUCUAGUUUGAAUCUGCAUUUAGCCUGACACUAGUCUUUUGUAUUUCUUUCUCAAUUGUUUUGCGGGUCUAUUGUUUUACUUUUUUAUAGUGCCUUGAGUCGCUACCAUUUAAGGCGCUAUACAAAUAAAAUUUAUUGUUGUUAUCCUUUGAAGAAUGUCAACAGACCUUAUAUGGCCCCUUGUUUAAUGACUCUAGCUUUUAGACUUCUGUUACCUUCAAAUUUACUCACAUAUUACCCUCGGUGUCAAUUUGACCCCAGCAAUUAAAACCUCCAGAAAAUUAUUAGAAUUUAUAUUGUUUCCCAAGUUUAAGUGUCACUUUAUGUUUGUUUGUUUGUUUGUUGACUACCUAAAUAGCCCUUUUAAAUAAAUAAAAAAAGUUGAUAUUU